Spirometra erinaceieuropaei is the source of this 968-nucleotide messenger RNA. NCBI's taxonomy places the organism in Eukaryota, Metazoa, Platyhelminthes, Cestoda, Diphyllobothriidea, Diphyllobothriidae. The record is from the annotation of a GenBank genome assembly.
AUGGACGGUCACCUCCUGAAUCAACGACGGCUGCACUUCCGAUCACGCGUAUCCACAACCACCGUUCACGAACUUCUCUUCGUCGACGACUGCGUCCUGAACAUCACCUCGGAAGAGGACAUGCAACGCAGCAUGGACCUCUUCUCCGUCGACUGCGAGAAUUUCGGUCUGACCAUCAACACGCAGAAGACGGUGGUCAUGCAUUAACCGCCAGCCAACACCGCCACUCCCCACAAUGUGCGACAGAUCAGCGUGAACGGAACCCAACUUGACGUGGUGGACAACUUCCCGUAUCCGGGCAUACCCUCUCCUGCAGCACAAAAAUCGACAAUAAAGUUGCCCGCCGGAUCUCGAAGGUCAGUCAAGCCUUCGGCCGCCUUCAAAGCACAGUCUGGAAUAGACAGGGACUCCAGCUCAGCAUGAAACAUAAGAUAUAAGAGGCCGUCACCCUCCUAAGGUUGCUGUACUGAGUGGAGACUUAGACAGCGUACACAAAGCAGGCACGCCGACUGAACCCCUUCCACCUCAGUUGUCUUCGUCGCAUCCUGAGGCUGAGCUGGCAGGACCGGUUCCCUGACACUGACGCACUGAAACGGACGGGAAUCCUCAGCAUCAACACCAUGUUGAGACAACUGCAGCUGCGUUGGGGCGGUCAUCUGGUAGGGAUGGACGACGAGCAGCUACCCGCACGACUCUUCUACGGAGACGUCGCCGCGGGUUCCCGCUUCCAAGGAGGCCAAAUCCGCUGCUACAAGGAUACUCCGAAGUCCUCCCUGAAACGCUUGCAAAUUAAUCCGCCCAAAUGGAAAGACCUCGCUCCCUCGCGAACGACCUGGAUGAGGACGGUAAAAACAGGCGCUACGAUCAACGAAGCCAAGCACAUCGCCGCCGCCAAAGCGAAACACGAAGCGCGCAAAUCACAGCUGCGACCACCCCGUAAUGCCAACGUACAACCGCUUCUACGGUGA